GCAGUUUGCCCUAUGCUUAAUCAAUUUAAUAUUACUUGCUCAGAGUGUUUGAUUUGGAGUGAUAAUUUAAUGCCAAUAGCUUCUAGCUUCUUUAUUAGUUGUUACCUUAUUCAAUAUUGUUUUCCAGUUAGUCUGUCAUAAAUGGAAAAUAUAUUCUUUGCUGGAGAUCUUACGCAACUUUAUUCGCAAAUAAAGGUAACAGGAAAUAACCUAAGUGGUGUAUGCAAAUUGAUUUUUAAGGUGGCUAAAAUUGACAAAAAUGAUUAUUUGUUCUUCCAGAAAAAUCUAUUAGAAUUGUUUCUUGACGCUCUUGGAAGAUCAAGUCCUUUGGAUGAUGCGGAAGCAUGCGUUUAUGGGUAUGGAGCUGUUAAAUUUUUGACAAUGAACCAAAAACUGUUGGAAAAGAUUUUGAACUUAGGUAUUUUACAGUUAAUGGUAUUACAUAUGAAAAUUAUCAAUGUGGCGAAAACAGAAAAAAGUAUCAUGCCGGACCAAACGAAUCAUGCACUAUAUCAGCUAACCGGAGCGUUAAGAAACUUAGUGUCAGAGGAAAACAUAUACGAAUCUUUCGUGGAAUGUGGAACAAUACCCCAACUUUGCCAGACGCUAGAAAUAUUCUCUUCGGACUUAGAUAUAGUAGCCAACAUAUCAAGGACUUUAAGUAUAAUAUCCACGAACGAAUGUUGCUGUGAUGCUAUAAUCGAAUAUAAAAAUAUAUACAAACUCUUAAUAAAUCUCUUCGAAAAAUACCCCGGAAACGAAGAGAUCAUAGUACGUCUGACUUAUACACUGGGAAACAUUGUUUCUAAAAUCGAUAAUACUCGAGUGCAGUAUUUCUACGAAGAAAAUUCUAUAGAAAGCUUGAUCACUUUGUGGAAAAUUUAUUUGGAACGUACACUGAAAAAUUGUUCCCUGAAACUAGAGGCUAGUGAUGGACUAAGCAGUAACAGCGAAGAUGUUAUGAUAAAGAUUAUUAGAGUAGUGGCUAAUAUGGUGAUCAAUCCAGAAAUUGGCAAGCGCCUUAACGAGAAAUAUGGAAAUACGUUAAUCGAAGAAAUACUUAAAGUUCUUAUCAGCAAUCCCUUUAAGAAGAACGAAGAACUUGUGCUGUCAAUAUUAAGUACUCUCAAUAAUCUUUCUUAUUAUUACACUAGCGAUGUGGAAGUUGAUAUUUUUCAUGUCAAACAAGUUGAUAUAGUUGAAGGUAUAACGGAGUACGCAAAAUCGGAAAAUAAAGAAUGUGUUAUAGAAACAAUGAGAAUUUUAGGAAAUUUAUCCCGAUCAAAAGUAACCCGAAACUACAUAUGUGAAACCGAUGUUUUUGAGAUUCUCAUAGAUUUAUUAGAGACCGUUGACCAUUCACAGCUUAAAACAACGGUAGGAGUUUUUGUGAAUCUUAUGUCGGACAACCGUUCCAGAAUUCUCUUUAAGAACAAUGGAGGCGUCUCAAAAAUAAUCAAAAUAUUGACAACGGAGUGUGAUCACGACUGGUCUUUAGGAAAUCUUGUUUGCCAAGUCCUUUGGAAUUAUUGCAUCGAUACGAUUGACCUACACGAACUAUUUUCAGAGUCAGAAAUACACAAAUUACUUGUUUUGUUGGCAGAUUAUUUAGACGAGGAAAAAAUAUUCGGCAUCGAAGAGCACAUGGAGGACAUGGACGUUUAUGUUACACAAGAAUAUCUCAUUUGGGAGGAAUUUGCUAAUGUGGCUACAAAUUUGUUGGAAAAGAUUGAAUAUUUCUUGGAUACAUUCGACCAAAUCACAAUUGAUGACAAAUCAACUGAGAAUAAUCUAAAAACUAAGGAUUCCAGCACCAAUAUUAGUUUAUCGGCUUGGUAAAAAAUUGUACCUGAAUGAAAGUCUUUUAAGGCAUUAAAUUUGGCAAAUAUAUAGAUACAUAUAAAAAAAUGUUGCUAUAAAUUGUUACAAUUAAAUUAGACUUUACGUAACUGAUAUUUUUUAUAAUUUUUAUAAUAAGUACAAUUUGCAAAGAAUCAGUAGGUAUAUGUCUACAAGUGGGUUUGGGAUCACAAGAAGAAGGAACUACAGUACAAUUGUAAAAUCAUCACUCGUUUACAUGAAUGUAAUGAUAAGGAUAGUAAAUAUUGAUAAAUUUCGUGUAAAUGUAAUAAAAUUUCCCCAAUAGUACCAACGAGUAUAGACAUUCAUAAAUAUAUUCGUUGAUAGUACUGGAUCAAAUAACUGUGCUUCAAUAUCUUCAAUGAUAUAUUUGGUGUCCAAUCCCAUCUAUAUUCAAGCCUGGAUAAUCAUAGAAAGAUUGAUCGUUUUUUAUGUAACAGAAUAUUAAAUGGUUUCAAGAUAUAUUAUUAUAAAUAAUGUAAUAACAAAAGAAAUCUUACGAUUUCCUACCUGGCGAAACUGAAUUCAAAUUUUUACCACUGUGCCUUCUACAACUUGCAAAGCAAACAGAUUGAUGAAUUACUCAGCAAGGGAAUCUAAAAUAUGCAUUCCACCUGCCGUUCAUAAUUGUCAAAAUUCGUAGUGAAUUCAGUUUCUGGUACUCCAAACGGAGUAAAGAAAUAAAACAUAAUGACGUUCGAAAUACUUAUAAGCGGUUUGCUGCUGCCCUACAUCGAAACAAAAAUCCAACACCGUCAUUAUGUUAAAUAAUUUAAUGUUUUUAAUAUAUUAACUUCUUCUAACUCCUUUUACCCCCUAGAUUGUCAGAUUUUUUAUUGUCUUUGUAUUUAUUAUUUCUUUUCAUUAUUUUUAUUUUUCGAUAUAAUUUUCAUUUCUGUGUAGUUUAUCCCUCUGGCUUCACCUGCUUUCGUAAUUUCAUUUAUUCGACUUUUGCUUAGCCGUCCUCUUUUUCGUUUCUUUGCUCUUUUAAUUUCUAAUAUUCUCUUUGGCCAUCUUUCGUCUCCCAUCCUCUGUAGGUAUCCAAGUCAUUUCGUUUUCUGGUUAUUUUACUUAUAUAGAUUCUUGGUCUAGUUGGUUUCUUGUUUGAUCAUUUCUGAUUCAGUCUUUCCUUGUGUUGUGAAUUAUUUUUCUUUCAUCUCAAUAGCAUUUAUUUCACUAUUAUGUUUUUUUUUGUAAUACCCAGUUAUAUUCACUAUUGGUAUGUUAAUUGUAUUAUACACUAAUACAUUUGAAAAUAUAGCGUAAAAUGGGGAAAUGAAGGCCGCUUAAGGUCUAUCAGUAAUAACAUGAAACCAAAAUUAUUUUUAGAAAUGGAAAGGGGGUAUAUUGAAAAAAUACAAUGUGGUCUUUAAAACCUAGUUAUUAUAUAAGUUACAAAAAUGUUAUUUUUCAAAAUACAAACAAAUGAAAAAACCAUGUCUUGGUCGGUAUUGCCCGCAUCAGUGGGGUAAUGGUGGCCACCAUUAUAAACAGAAGUCACAAAUGUAUUUUUUUUCUUUGGCCGCAUUUGCACAUUCUUUAUGUGACCGUUGACCACAUAUGACACAUCUUAACCAUACUUCACCAUUUAUACCGAAUUCCCCACAUAUAAUGCAAAUGUCUUCAUUAAAAUCUUUGUCUUGAUCGUCAUCGCUUUCAUUUACUGCCUGGUCAAUAGAUGGUUUUGAGCAUUUGAUUGUAUGUUUAUGCUUUUUCUCUUCUUUUAUUUUUAUUUUCGUUUUUUUUAGUUACCCCUUCAAUGGUGUGAAAAUUAUGGAAUGCUUUUUGGUUGACUUUCUUUGAGACUUCAGCUUAUUGGCAUUAGAGCAGGAGGGAAUGGGAAUAAAUAAUUUCUGUGAAAGGUAUACCUUUUUCCCCUCCUGUGCUAUGAAGUUAAGUCGUUAUUUAUAUUAGUUGUAGUCAUUUCAUUUGUCGAAUGGAUUUUAUUUUGUAAGAUUUCUGACAAAAAUGGGUAAAAGAUGUUUCUAUAGAAAGAGAUAAUACAUCACAUUGCAAAUAUGUAUAUUUAGAAUUAACUAUAUCUCUCUUCAUAAUAGCGAAUUAUCCGAAUUUUAGUUCAAAUGUCUGAACAGCCUUCAGAAAUUUACUUCUUUUGAAAUUAUUCUAACUGCCACGAUGUUUCCCUUGAUUACUUAAAACUGAAUCUUAAAACAAUCACUCCUUUAUCAGAUUUCAAAUAAAAAAUUUUGAUUAUUUAUGGGCAUAGCACAUGAUAUCUAGUGCACAAAAUAAAUUAAAAGAUAUUAGAAGUAAUUUGCCAAAAGUGGUGGUUGCUGCACAAAGCUUUCUUGAAGCAAUGACAGAAAUUCUUUGACAAAAAAAUAAUUAAGAAACCAUCUUUAGAAUUACAUAACAUUUUCAUCGAAAACAAACUACCAUGCAGUGGACGAACAAUUAUUCAUAAAAAAAUGGCAGGUGAAAAUGCUAACAAUGAUACCGAAUUCAAUGCUACUAAAGAUUCUUUCAGAAUCAAAACUUUUAAUGUCAUCAUUGAUCAGAUAAAUAAUAGUAAGAUAAGGUUUUCUGACCAAAAGUGACUCUAUCAAGAUCUGUACACUUUUUUCUCUCUUUGGGGUGGUAUUUACUUCUAAAUGUUUGAAUUGUGGUAUGUCCAAUGUGUAAAUUAAAGUACUAUCUCAAAACAAUAGAAUUACAAUGGCAAAAAUAUUUUCAGAUAAUUUAUAAUCCUUACUAAAUACUCCCAUUUUUGAAAGUAUUUUAUAUAGAGUUUUAGAAUGCAUUAAAAAUUGUAAACAUUAAGAAAGUGACUUCUAUUUACCACCAAUCAAUAUGACUUUUGUUAAAAUUUUUGGACUCAUAGAUUUUUGCGGUUAUAAGCAGUUAAAAAAUUACUUGCACUUUUUAAAAAUUUAUUGGAGUAUCUAGGGUGUACAAAAGUAUAUAAUUGAGUAAAAGGCAUAAUGAGAAGCUAUUUAAAAAAAAAACUAAUAAUGUUGAUUUACUUAGAUGCAUUGUGAUUUCAAAAAAGUUUGAUGUAAAAAACUUAGGAGGGGGGUUUGCGCUUUUGUUUAGAGUUUAGAUUGGCACCUUUUUUAAAGUUUGCGUUGGUGCCUUUUUAAUGAGCCAGUCCAGGUCUGAGGACAUCCAAUUAUAAAAAUUUAAGAUGACUUACAGAUUAAUAAAGUCCACAAUUUCUCUGUUCCACUGUCAUGUAAAGUUCAAUUAAAUAUUAUUUUGAGAUAAAUAAAAAUGUGUUUUGCCAGUAAAUAUCAACUAUCGAGCCCCCAAUAUUCAACAUAUGAAAGCAAUAUAAGUAUCUAAAAUAAUUGAAAAAAAGCCUUUUAAGAUCUUCACUCUAAAAAAAUUAUUUUAAAAAGUUUGGGACUAAAAUUCAUCAGAAUUAUUAAUACUUUUAAGUAUUGUAUAAGGUAAACAAUUUAAUGAGUUAUAAUUUGUCUAGUUUAUCAGAUAAUAAUGGAUGUUUUUAGAUAAUAAAAACUGACUCUUUUUCAUGUAUUUUUUAAAUUAAAAAAAUAUAUAUUUGUUGUGUAUUAUAUAUUUAUUAGGUAUGCAAUAAUAAAUACUUAUAUGUAAAUAUUUGGAUCUGAAGGUUUUUAUGUCCCAACUUUUACACUUAUUAGCAAAAAUGAUAUUACAUUUUCGUUAUGUUUCUUUAUAUUUUAUUAGAAGUUCUAUUUAUAUAAAGAUAUUUAUAUUCUACUAUUCAAAUAAAAUUUCAAUUGU
This is a messenger RNA of Diabrotica balteata, 5586 nucleotides long. The record is from the annotation of a GenBank genome assembly. NCBI's taxonomy places the organism in Eukaryota, Metazoa, Arthropoda, Insecta, Coleoptera, Chrysomelidae.